CCACAUAAAUCACCUGAACCUCACAUGAGAAGUGGAAAUUUAAACCAGGGGUUAGGAGCAACUGAAGCUGCAGCAGCCGAAACAAUGAGAGAGGUCAUAAGGGAAAACGCUGUUGAUCAUAGCAAUGAGAAAUUGAAAUUGUCUCUUCCCAAAAUGGAUCCCCGUUCACUUAAACAUGAUGCUAGCACCAAAUCGUUUGCAUUUCCAAUAUUGACAGGGGAUGUAGAAAAUUGUACGUCGAUAAAGGGGAAGAAACAGCAAUCAUUGCAGCCUGAGACGCCCCAAGCAUCAGAACCACAGACUCCAGUACCACCACAGAGCCCUAAAGCAAACAACAAAGCAGCCAGUCAGGCGAAAUGGUAUUCAUGCUUCUCUUGUUGCUCAAUCUGCUGAGGAGGGGCAUUAGGGGACCCCCGGAUGUAUAUUCAUUACUCGGUCUUGAACAGAACUCAGUCCUCUCUCAUACAAUUCUUUUUUUUUUUUCUUAAUUUUCUUUUGUAGCUUUGCAGUUAAUUAACCUCUUCUCUUGUUGAUUAGUACAUCCAAUCUGAUGCAUUUCCUAUUCUUUGCAAUUCACACCAUUAAUGUACACAGAUUCUCACCGAAUGUAUGUGUCAGG
Molecule: messenger RNA, 619 nt
Organism: Pistacia vera
Lineage: Eukaryota; Viridiplantae; Streptophyta; Magnoliopsida; Sapindales; Anacardiaceae
Exons: 2
Coding region: 25-393 (122 amino acids)
Source: RefSeq, a predicted model, not a curated record